Molecule: messenger RNA, 1356 nt
Organism: Ostrinia furnacalis (Asian corn borer)
Lineage: Eukaryota; Metazoa; Arthropoda; Insecta; Lepidoptera; Crambidae
Gene: NGR-A31
Product: neuropeptide receptor A31
Exons: 4
Biological process (GO): G protein-coupled receptor signaling pathway
Cellular component (GO): plasma membrane
Molecular function (GO): G protein-coupled receptor activity
Source: RefSeq, a predicted model, not a curated record
UUGGGUGUUCGGCGACUUCCUCUGCAAAAUGUACCAGUUCAUACACUCGUUAAGCUACACGGCGUCCAUAUUCAUUUUGGUGGUGAUCUGCACUGAGCGGUACUUCGCAAUAAUCCACCCUAUCACCUGCAAACAGAUCCUGACAUCCACCAGGCUUAGAUUGGUGAUCCUCGGAGUGUGGAUAACAAGUGCCGCCUACAGCGCCCCCAAGUUCAUUUGGGUGGAGACCAUAAACAACAAUCUUGGCAACGGCGACACGGAGACCAUUUGCAUAUCUCAUCGGAGGAAAUACAACUCGGAGCUGUUCGAUAUGAUCAACUUUGGACUGCUGUACGUCACGCCGCUGUGUGUCAUGUCUGUUCUCUAUACGAGGAUCGCAGUGGGCCUGUGGCAGAGUUCUCACGGGCUACAGCAACUUGGCCGAGCGCAGUGCUGUGCCACGCAAUGCCCACGCGUGGACAAAACACCAGCCAUCACGAGCAACUUCGAGCCCCAGCGGACAUUCGUCGGCACCACUGAAACUAAGAAAUUCAUGAAUGCAAAGUCGAACACGCCUAAAUGUCGCAACCACGAGUCGCGCGACUGCCACCAUCUCAGCCACCUGUCGCGCAACGUGCUGCGCGCGCGCCGCGGCGUCGUGCGCAUGCUCAUCGUGGUCGUGCUCACCUUCGCCAUCUGCAACCUGCCCUUCCACGCCCGCAAGAUGUGGCAGUACUGGUCCAGUGGCUACGAGGGCACCAGCGACUUUAGCGCCCUCCUCACACCACUCACCUUCCUAAUCACUUAUUUUAACUCCGGAAUCAAUCCUCUUUUAUACGCAUUCCUAUCUAAAAACUUCAGGAAAGGCAUGAAGGAACUCCUCUUCUGCAAAUACCACGGAAAACGAAAAAGCGAGAACCUAAUAGUUCUGAAUCCAGUAGGUGUGGGCCUGCGCAGGAGUUCGACCAGAUCCACCCGGGCCAACUGCAGCACUGUCACCAUAGCACCGAAUGGAGACUCAUGAGAUUUGCGUCGCCGCCGCUUCUUGUACAAGGUGGAAAACAUAGACAUUUCCUGAUUAACGGAAAGCACGGACGAGGUGACCGACAGCAGUGGUUUCUACACUAUAUCAACUAUAUCUAAAAAAGACUUGUACGAUUAGGGACUGAAUGAAACCGUUGUUAACUGUUGUGGAACUCGUGCGUUUUCGUAUGGGCAAUUCAGAGAACUGAUCUCAUGAGCUUAAACGUUGUGAGUGUGAAGACACUAAUGUGAUGGUAAUGGUUAACGUUCUGUGUAUUUACUAUAAAUAUCGUGUUAGUGUUAAAGUAUAAUUUGUAAAAAAUAAAUUGUAUAGUGUUUAUAAAAUUAUGUAUG